Messenger RNA from Pseudovirgaria hyperparasitica, 1494 nucleotides. Its product is annotated as phosphatidylinositol glycan, class A. The record is from RefSeq and is a predicted model, not a curated record. Gene Ontology annotation, biological process: GPI anchor biosynthetic process. Gene Ontology annotation, cellular component: glycosylphosphatidylinositol-N-acetylglucosaminyltransferase (GPI-GnT) complex. Bases 1 to 1494 code for a protein of 497 amino acids. Gene Ontology annotation, molecular function: phosphatidylinositol N-acetylglucosaminyltransferase activity. The transcript has 5 exons. NCBI's taxonomy places the organism in Eukaryota, Fungi, Ascomycota, Dothideomycetes, Acrospermales, Acrospermaceae.
AUGCGGUACAACAUUGCCAUGAUCAGUGAUUAUUUCUUUCCUCAACCAGGAGGUGUAGAAAGUCACAUAUACCAACUCUCGAGCAAACUCAUAGACCGAGGGCACAAAGUGAUCAUAAUCACUCAUGCAUACAAAGGCCGAACCGGUGUUCGGUACCUCACGAAUGGUCUGAAAGUCUACCAUGUUCCGUUCUUCGUUAUUUACCGCGAGACGACGUUUCCGACUGUCUUUUCCUUCUUCCCCAUAUUCAGAGAUAUAAUCAUUCGGGAACGAAUCGAAAUUGUACACGGACAUGGAAGCUUGAGCAGUCUAUGUAAUGAAGCCAUCCUACAUGGGCGGACCAUGGGACUACGUGCAGUCUUCACAGAUCAUUCUCUUUUUGGGUUUGCGGACGCUGGUAGCAUUCUCACAAACAAAUUGCUCAAGUUUACCCUGAGCGACGUCGACCACGUCAUAUGCGUUAGCCAUACUUGCAAAGAAAACACAGUCCUGCGUGCCUCUCUGGACCCCUUGAUGGUCUCAGUAAUACCUAAUGCAGUUGUCGCUGAGAACUUUCGGCCGUUGAAUUAUGUAGAGCCAUCAGAAGAUGGUCAAACAGGUACAAGACUUCCACCAAUCAACCUCCUUGGACCGGAUGACACAAUCACGAUCGUGGUAAUUUCCCGCCUAUUCUACAAUAAGGGCACAGAUCUUUUAAUUGCGGCGAUACCUCGCAUACUAGCUUCACACAAACAUGUACGUUUCAUCAUUGCCGGCUCUGGACCGAAGGCCAUCGACCUGGAACAGAUGGUCGAACGAAAUGUGCUUCAAGAUCGUGUGGAGAUGCUUGGUCCCGUCCGCCAUGAGGAAGUCCGAGAUGUGAUGGUACGUGGCCAGAUAUACUUGCACCCUAGCUUGACUGAAGCUUUCGGUACUGUCAUAGUCGAGGCUGCCAGUUGCGGCCUGUACGUUGUCUGCACCCAGGUGGGCGGCAUCCCGGAAGUCCUUCCUGCACGCAUGACUCAAUUCGCAAAACCUGAAGAGGACGACUUGGUUGCUGCAACUGGCCGGGCUAUCGCUGCGCUUCGAGCUAAUAAAGUUCGUACGGAGCGGUUUCACGAUCAAGUUAAGAUGAUGUACUCAUGGACAGACGUAGCAGCCCGUACAGAGCGAGUAUAUGAAGGGAUAUCUGGUGCUUUGCCCGAAGAGGAGUUCUAUGGUAUACAUGCCGCCGGUGCAUGGACUGCUACGCGAGGCCGUGCUGGAGUGCAGAGUUUUGCUCUCAUGGACAGAUUGAAGAGAUACUACGGCUGUGGUAUCUGGGCCGGCAAGCUUUUCUGCCUCUGCGUGGUCAUCGAUUACCUCAUCUUCGUCGCGCUCGAGAUGAUCUAUCCAAGAUCAGGCAUAGACAUUGCGAAGGACUGGCCGAAAAAGCGGAUUGAUGGCUCACCAAAUCGGGACAAAUUCGCGAGCCUCAAUCGAUCGAGAAGUAGUCGACAUCGAGAUAAGCGAUAA